CCAAAAACGACACCGUACGGUAACAAAUUUCGAUAGCUUUUCUCCGCAGUUUUUACAGUUGCCGUUUAAAUUGCGUUAGGGCUUUGAAAAAGGUCUUAAACCCCUUUCCCUCUCUUGGAGAAAGCCAUGGCGACGGAGCAAAACAUGAGUAGCUGGACCCAUCUGCUCCACUCCUCCACCAAGCUUCUCGAACAAGCGGCGCCUUCCGCUCAGUUCCCUCCGCUACAGAGGAAUUUAGAUCAGUUAGAAACAUUAUCAAAGAAACUCAAGGCGAAAACUCUACGAAAUGAGGCUCCUCAACAAUCCGUUGCUGCCACAAGGCUUCUUGCACGUGAGGGACUAAAUGCAGAGCAGCUUGCACGUGACCUUAAGUCCUUUGAAUUGAAGACAACAUUUGAAGAUGUUUUUCCGUCUGAAGCAACAAAUGUUGAAGAGUAUCUGCAGCAGGUCCAUCAAAUGGCAAUGGUCUCAGCUCUUCAAGAAGCUCAGAAGGAUAACCUUAGAAGUUUUAAUGAUUACAUGUUAAAAGUUUUGGAGGAGGAUUGGCAAAAGGAAAAACGUGAUUUCCUUCAAAGCUUAAGCCAGAUUUCGACGUUACCCAGGACCAACAUGACUUAUACUAGCAGCGGUGGUAGCCAUUCUGGUCAAAUAGCAUCCAUAACUUCUAGCCCUCAAGUUUCAUCUUAUCCAUCUAGCAUGGAGCUUGUACAUUUAGAAAGCAAGCCCAUCCGUGACAAGAAAGCCUCUGUCUAUGCUGAAGUUGUAAAAAGUCUGAAUAAUGCAAGGCAGCGCGGAUUACCGUAUAAGCCCGCCACAGCUUUCAGGGGUGCUUAUGAGAGUUUAGGCCUUGAUGGAUCUGGUGGAAAAUCAGUUAACAUGCAGAAGAUAUGGCACCUUCUUCAGACGUUGAUGGGUGAAGAUAUAACCCUACCGCGUAGCGUUUCAAAAAGGAUGUCAUUAGUUAUUGGGGCAAGGCGCCACCUAGAAUGGGGGCAUGAAAAAUACAUCAUGGAUACAAUUCAAAGUCAUCCGGUGCAGGCUGCCCUGGGAGGAGUUGUUGGAAAUUUACAAAGAAUCCGUGCCUUUCUUCGGAUUCGUUUAAGAGAUUAUGGAGUUCUAGAUUUUGAUGCGGGAGAUGCUCGUAGGCAGCCUCCUGUUGAUACCACUUGGCAGCAGCUCUACUUUUGCUUGAGAACUGGGUAUUACGAUGAAGCAAGAUCUGUUGCUCUGUCAUCUCGUGCUUCACACCAGUUUGCUCCUCUGCUUACGGAGUGGAUUAAUACUGGGGGUAUGGUGCCUGCGGCCAUUGCAGCUUCUGCGUCAGAAGAAUGUGAAAAAAUGUUAAGAAUGGUUGAUCGUGUGGGCCGAGCUGCAUAUGACAAGAAAAAGUUGUUAUUAUAUGCUCUAGUAUCUGGUUCUCGUAAGCAAAUCGACCGUCUACUAAGAGAUCUACCAACGCUUUUCAACACUAUAGAGGAUUUCUUGUGGUUCAAAUUGUCAGCUGUAAGAGAUUGCCCUGGUGGAGGUGCCCCCAUUGUUAUGAAUGAGAGCUUGGUACCAUACACAUUGGAUGAUUUGCAGAUUUACUUAAAUAAAUUUGACCCGUCAUAUUAUACAAAAAAUGGAAAGGACCCCCUUGUGUACCCAUACGUUUUGCUUUUAAGCAUCCAAUUGAUACCAGGUGUGCUAUACUUGUUUAAAGAAACUGGAGAUGAGGGAUAUAACAUUGAUACUGCCCACAUAUCAAUUGUGCUAGCAGAUCAUGGGGUCCUUUCUGAAGGUGCUGGUGCUGGACAGAAAAUGGGCGUGAUGGAUGCUUACGCAGAGGCAUCAAACAUAAUCAGGCAGUAUGGAUCUGUGUAUUUACGUCUUGGUAAUCUAUCAAUGGCAUUAGAAUAUUAUGCACAAGCUGCUGCUGCGGUUGGUGGUGGGGAAUUGUCAUGGUCUGGAAGAGGUAACGUUGAUCAGCAAAGGCAGAGAAAUUUGAUGCUGAAGCAGCUCCUUACAGAGCUGUUGUUGCGGGAUGGUGGGAUCUAUUUAUUACUUGGUUCAAGAGGUGCCGGAGAAGGUGAUUUGGGUCGAUUUUUGACUGAUGCAAAAGCAAGGCAACAAUUUCUUCUUGAAGCUGCACACCAAUGUCAAGAAGCUGGGUUGUAUGAAAAGUCUAUAGAAAUUCAGAAACGAAUAGGAGCAUUCUCGAUGGCAUUGGAUACUAUUAACAAGUGCCUCUCUGAAGCAAUUUGUGCCCUUUCACGUGGUAGAUUGGAUGGUGAUAGUCGAACUGCUGGCCUCAUUCACUCUGGAAAUGAGAUCUUGGAAAUGCACAAAUAUUUUCCUGAUAUCAGUCCUCAAGAGAGGGAAAUUGUUUCUGAGCAGUACAUUGUUUUAAGACAACUUGAGGCCGUACUGUCAAUCCAUAAGUUGGCAAGAGGAGGCUGUUAUGCUGAUGCUUUAAGGGAGGUUGCCAGGCUUCAAUUUCUUCCAUUAGUUCCCGGGACACCAGAUGCUACCACCGAUGUCUUCCAGAAUUUAUCUCCGCAUGUCCAAGCCUGUGUUCCAGACCUCUUGAAGGUUGCUCUCACUUGUCUGGACAACAUGGUGGAUUCUGAUGGAUCGCUUCGUGCCUUGAGGGCUAAGAUUGCUAGCUUCAUUGCAAAUAAUUCCAAUAGGAACUGGCCUCGUGAUUUGUAUGAGAGAGUUGCCCGGAGCUUGUGAAGCAGAUGAAGCACGAGAUGAAGAUGCAUGAUUGUUUUACCAAUUGGAGAAGACAAUCUAAAGUAGCAAUACUACUUCGAUGACUGAGUUAAUUCGAUUUUAGCGGCGUCCUCUGUUUUGUAUUCAACCGGGCAAGCUGAACUGAGUUGCGAUCGGAUUUCUUGUGUGUAAUUUGAGCACCAAUAUCACCCUCAUUCCCAUUUUUAUAGCUAAUGUGUGGAACUUUAUAUCUUCUGAAAAAGGUGUUGAUAUGUUUCUAGAAAAAAGUGACAAUUUGUAGUGAUCCAUUUCUGCUUCAUCGAAGGAUUUGAAUAAUUAAUCCUAAUCUUAAUUUUAAUCUACUUCGCUUCAUGUUCA
This is a messenger RNA of Malus domestica (apple), 3072 nucleotides long. RefSeq names its product nuclear pore complex protein NUP93A-like. Lineage: Eukaryota; Viridiplantae; Streptophyta; Magnoliopsida; Rosales; Rosaceae. Gene Ontology annotation, biological process: protein import into nucleus; poly(A)+ mRNA export from nucleus. Gene Ontology annotation, cellular component: nuclear pore. The record is from RefSeq and is a predicted model, not a curated record. Gene Ontology annotation, molecular function: structural constituent of nuclear pore.